Messenger RNA from Diabrotica virgifera virgifera (western corn rootworm), 1422 nucleotides. Its product is annotated as stearoyl-CoA desaturase 5-like. The transcript has 7 exons. Gene Ontology annotation, molecular function: stearoyl-CoA 9-desaturase activity; iron ion binding. NCBI's taxonomy places the organism in Eukaryota, Metazoa, Arthropoda, Insecta, Coleoptera, Chrysomelidae. The coding region runs from base 134 to 1222 and encodes 362 amino acids. Gene Ontology annotation, biological process: unsaturated fatty acid biosynthetic process. Gene Ontology annotation, cellular component: endoplasmic reticulum membrane. The record is from RefSeq and is a predicted model, not a curated record.
UACCAUUUCGUUAAAAAUAAUUCUAGUGCACCCAAUUACGGCAUUUUAUCUUUUGAAACUUUUCUUUUUCCGUCAUUUGUAUGCAUACUUGUAAUAUGUGGAGUUCUAGAAUUUCCAAAGCAUUUUCGACGGAAUGAAAAUAUCUGAUAUCAUGAGUAUGGAGGAUGUUGUUGUUGGUUUGCCGACAAGUACCGAAGAACCGACACAAAAAGCCUACACCAACCACCAUAAUCAUUCAUCGGAAACAGAAAAAGUAGGCACUGAUCCAAAUUUUAAACGAGUUAUAGUUUGGAAAAAUGCAAUAGGAUUUCUUAUGAUUCACCUGGUGGCUUUAUAUGGAUUAUUUUUGUUACUAACAUUUCAAGUUAAAUUUUUGACAUUCCUUUGGGCUUUUUUCGGUAUCGUAAUGUCUGGAGAAGGAAUUACAAUGGGUGCUCACAGGUACUAUUCACACAGAACGUUUAAAGCCUCUUUUGGUCUGAGACUCAUUCUGAUGUUUUGUCAAACAAUGGCUGGUCAGAAUUGCAUAUAUGUGUGGGCCAGAGACCACAGAGUACAUCAUAAAUAUAGCGACACAGAUGCAGAUCCCCAUAAUGCAAACAGAGGUUUCUUUUUCUCACAUAUGGGAUGGUUGAUGAGCAAGAAACACCCCCUAGUUAAAGAAAAAGGAAAAACUAUCGAUAUGUCUGAUCUAGAAGCCGAUCCAUUAGUUAGAUUCCAAAGAGACUGGUACUUUGCACUUUAUAUUUCUAUCGCAAUCGUGUUUCCUGUCAGUGUUCCCAUAUAUUUUUGGAAAGAGACGUUUUGGAACAGUUUAUUGGUAUGUUAUUUUCUAAGAAAUGUCAUGGUGUUAAAUCAAACAUGGACUGUGAAUAGCUUAGCACAUAUAUGGGGAAAUAAGCCUUUCGAUAAAAAUAUUUUGCCAUCAGAAAACCCACUUGUGUCCUUUCUAACAGCUGGUGAAGGUUGGCACAAUUACCAUCAUACUUUUCCAUGGGAUUACAGAACAUCUGAAUAUGGAACUACUUUUACAGGAACUACAAUGUUUAUAGAAUUAGCAAAAAGUGUAGGUAUGGCCUACGAUUUGAAAACCGCUCCAAACUCAAUGAUAAUACAAAGAAGUGUAAGGACAGGAGAUGGUACACCCAUCCAUACUACUAGUCAAACAAACGGGAUCAUCGAAGGCAAAAAUCAAGCAAAUGGCCACACCAAAUUACGCUGAUGUUUUCCAAAUUAAUUAUGUUUUUAUUGUGGUUAUCAUUAAUGCCCACAGAUUAAGAUUAGACUCAGACAUUAACUAAAUGAUGUCCAAUAAAAAAUAAGCACUGAAAUUUAUUGUUGAGUUUAAAUAAUCCCGUUUUUGUUAAGUUUAUGUACAUUUUUAAUAAGUAAACAAUUAAAUGCAAUUUUGUUGAAGAUUAA